UCUGCUGACCCACCGGCGGGAGCCUGGAGCCGGGCGCGCUCUCGGGGAGCGGGCGGGAGUCGCAGAUGGCGGCGGGGGACGUGGGCGAGCUGCUGGUGCCCUAUAUGCCCACUAUCCGGGUGCCCAAGGCCGGCGACCGCGUCUACAAGAGCGAGUGCUCCUUCUCCUACGACUCGCCCGAGUCCGAAGGAGGCAUCUAUGUGUGCAUGAACACCUUCCUGGGAUUCGGAAGAGAACAUGUGGAAAGGCACUACCGGAAGACGGGUCAGUGUGUGUACAUGCAUUUGAAGCGGCACAUGAAAGAGAAAGUAACAGGGGCAUCUGGUGGAGCUUUACCAAAAAGGAGAAACACCAAGCUAUUUUUAGACCUAGAAUCCAAUGGUGAUUUAAACAACGAUGAUUAUGAAUUUGAAGAUGAAGCUAAACUUGUCAUAUUUCCAGACCACUAUGAAAUUCCUUUACCCAACAUAGAAGAGUUGCCAGCUUUGGUUACGAUAGCUUGCGACGCAGUCCUCAGUUCGAAAUCUCCUUAUAGGAAGCAAGACCCAGAUUCAUGGGAAGAGGAGCUGCAAGUCUCCAAACAUGCUAACACUCUUGUACAGAUGGACAAUGGAGUCAGGAUUCCUCCCAGUGGCUGGAAAUGCUCAAAAUGCGACCUGCGGGAGAAUCUUUGGCUGAAUCUCACAGAUGGGUCAAUACUGUGCGGAAAGUGGUUCUUUUAUGGCAGUGGAGGAAAUGGACAUGCGCUGGAACACUAUAAGGAGAUGGGUUAUCCCUUAGCAGUGAAGCUUGGAACAAUUACUCCCGAUGGUGCAGAUGUCUAUUCCUUUGAUGAAGAGGAGGCGGUUUUGGACCCACACAUAGCCAAACACUUAGCACAUUUGGGCAUUGAUAUGCUCCAAAUGCAUGUAACGGAGAAUGGCUUGAGAGAUAACGACAUCAAACCCAGAGUCUCUGAAUGGGAAGUGAUCCAAGAGUCUGGCAUGAAGCUAAAGCCAAUGUAUGGUCCAGGAUACACUGGCAUGAAAAACCUGGGCAACAGCUGCUAUGUCAACACUGUCCUACAAGCCAUUUUCAGCAUCCCUGAAUUUCAGAGAGCGUACGUGGGAAGCCUUCCAAGAAUAUUUGACUACUCUCCUCUAGACCCAACACAAGAUUUCAACACACAAAUGGCUAAAUUGGGACAUGGCCUCCUUUCAGGCCAAUACUCUAAACCACCAACGAAAUCUGAGCUCAUUGAACAGGUGAUGAAAGAAGAACACAAGCCUCAGCACAAUGGCAUCUCUCCUCGCAUGUUCAAAGCUUUGGUAAGCAAAGGGCACCCUGAAUUCUCCUCCAAUCGGCAGCAAGAUGCACAGGAGUUUCUCCUGCACCUUAUACAUCUCAUAGAGAGGAACCCCAUUGGUUCAGAAAACCCGACCGAUGUCUUCCGGUUCUUGGUGGAAGAACGUACACAGUGCUGCCAGUCCAGGAAAGUCCGAUAUACCGAGAGGGUGGACUAUCUCAUGCAGUUGCCUGUAGCAAUGGAAGCUGCAGUGAACAAAGAUGAACUGAUUGCUUACGAAUUGAAGAGGAGAGAAGCUGAAACUGCAAGGAGGCCCCUGCCGGAGCUCGUACGCGCCAAAAUCCCUUUUAGUGCCUGUUUGCAGGCCUUUUCAGAACCAGAUAAUGUAGAAGACUUCUGGAGCAGUGCCCUUCAAGCCAAGUCUGCUGGAGUUAAAACCUCUCGCUUUGCUUCAUUUCCCGAGUACCUAGUAGUACAGAUAAAGAAGUUCACCUUUGGCUUGGAUUGGAUACCUAAGAAGCUUGAGGUUUCCAUAGACAUGCCAGAUCUUCUGGACAUCAGCCACCUCCGUGCCACAGGCCUCCAACCAGGAGAGGAGGAGCUCCCAGAUAUCUCUCCACCCAUUAUCAUUCCUGAUGACCCCAAAGGUACUGCCUGCUACCACGAGGAUCUCUACUUCCCCACCAUUCACCACCACAACUAUGGCAUGACGAACCAUUUCAUGGAGCCUCCAGAUAUUGAUGAAUCCUCAGUGAUGCAGCUAGCUGAGAUGGGUUUUCCACUGGAAGCAUGCCGUAAGGCUGUCUACUACACAGGCAACAUGGGUGCUGAGGUGGCUUUCAACUGGAUCAUUGCCCACAUGGAAGAACCAGAUUUUGCAGAGCCCUUAGCCAUCCCUGGUUACGGAGGAGCCACUUUUCCUGGGGCAGGUGGAGCAGCAGUUGUUGGGCUGGAUAACCAGCCCCCAGAAGAAAUGGUUGCCAUCAUUACCUCUAUGGGCUUUCAGCGGAAUAUAGCUUUCCAUGCGCUACGGGCAACAAAUAAUAACCUGGAGCAUGCAUUAGACUGGAUCUUCAGUCACCCAGAGCCAGAGGAGGAGAACGAAAUGACUUCUGAAACCAUGGACCUAGAGAACCAUGUGAAUGCCAACAUCCUUGCAGAAUCUGAUCCAGAAGGACCCAGGAUCAAAGACGGCUCUGGGCGAUAUGAACUUUUUGGGUUCAUCAGUCACAUGGGAACAUCCACAAUGAGUGGCCAUUAUGUUUGUCAUCUCAAAAAGGAGGGAAGGUGGGUGAUCUACAAUGACCUCAAAGUCUGUGCCUCUGAGCGACCACCCAAGGAGUUGGGGUAUAUUUACUUUUACCGCAGGAUACCAAGUUAGGCCUUAGUAAAUGCCUCUCGGCCUUAAGAAGCCAUAAGCCUUUUUCUUCUGCCAAAAAGUCGUUUCAAACAAGCAAAGCCUUUGGACUGCCAAAAGGAGCAAAAAGGAAAACAUUUGGGUACUAUUUAUAGCUUAAAAUCAGGAUCAAUCAUUUGAUGCCUUCUUACACUGUAGUAGAGGAAUUUUUGGUUGGGUCACAGUGCGUUCUAGGAUUUUUUAAAAAAUGUAUACACUUUGUGGCGACCUUAAGGCUGUUCUGAUCACUAGCGGAGAUUGCAACAAGCAACUGGAGAACACGAGACUACUCUCAAACUCUGAAACACCCACCUUCUUACCUCGCAAGUCAGUUUCGACUCUCAACGACUGUUACGGAAUCAGUGAUGGUAGCCAAGCCACUGCCUUUGACUGGGGAGUUUACCACCACCCUGAAGGGAAUGUUUGGUGGAAGAUCUGUUUGCCAGCCUGAAAAAGUGGCUUAGUUGUGAUCUCUGUUGUAUCUCCAUGGUUAGAUUUAUUUUUCCCCUUUUUCUUUUUUGAAUAGCACUGUGUUAUCCCAGGAUGUAAUGGCCCAGAAUAUGUUGCAGAUGAGGGCGUGUGAAAUCAAGGUUAAUAACUGAAGCUAAGGGAGCUUGGAGUUUGGCCAAACAAACAAACAAAUCUGGGUGUUCAAUCCCCCCCCAAAAAAACACAACGGUGCUUUGGGUGGCUUCAAAACAUAUCUUCCAUUUCUAUGCCUUGACCUAGCAAUUGCUGAUGGUUCGAGAACUCGCUUCAUAAGAAUGUGCUCAUUUCACCCAAUUCAGUGGAUCGGUAUGCACAUUUGUGUCUGUGCAUGUGUCUGCUUCUCCCAUUGUGAGAUAAAUCCUCACACAUGGUUCAUGUAGGGCUGUGGAUCAGCAAACUGCAACUUGGCUGUUUUUCCUCCUCGGUUAUUCAUGCUUUUGCAUGGAUCUCCAUGACAAGUAUUCCCAUCCUGCUCCGUAACGUUUACAAGUGCUCACCUUGUGACUAGCUCUUGCCCCACCAACCCAAGGAACUAGAGUUGCUACGAUGACAAGAUGGGGGAGAGUCACAGGGUGAGGACAUGCAAAUGUUUGUGGAUCGGUUGGGAAUCCUUUAUCACAGAAGAAGACCCCAUCAGGGUCGUAAAAUGUACUGGACCCGAAGUCAGUCUGCUUUGAUUUUCCUUCCACUUUUAUGCCACUGUAGUAUUUCCUACAAAAUAUUUUAAAGAUAGGGACCCUUUAUGGAGAAGCUAAAAUAUAUAACCUUCCCUGGCAAUGAUGCUCCGUAGAGGAACCGUGUCUAGCAAAUAUGCAGGGAGUCCUGUUCCUCUGGCAUAGCUUGUUUAAUUAUUUAAAAUUUCUUCCCAUGAAAUAGCCUGCUGAUGGAUUGAUUUUUUUUCCUUCCAUUUUAAAACCAUCAUACUGACUUGUCAGCAGUUUGCAAAGGAGCCAAGUAUCCCUUUCUAAAAAACCUCCCCACUGCCUCCAAUGUCUUCUUUUCAAUUUCACACUAUUUUCAAACUAUUUUCACUGUACUAUUUUAUGGCUUUACAGGCGUAAAAGAGGGGAUGGGUAUUUCCCCCCUCAAUUCAUUGUGUGAACUCAUAGGCCUGGUAAGUUCUUUUUUAUUACUUGCCUUUGCCUCUGUUGAAUUACUGGAUUGUUAGGGAAUUUACAAUGGCAAAUAAAGUGGUGCCUACUGAUUUGGGUCAAGCAAAUGCAGCUGUUACCAUAGAAAACAGCAGACAUACCUGUAUCAAGCAUCAAUCUGCAGUAAAUGACAUACUACUUGCGCAGAAGUUCAGGAGCCAUUACAGUGUGUGUGUGUUUGUGUGUGUGUGUGCAUGUGUAUACAUGCACAUACACAGAGUUUCUUUAUGGAAAGAUCGGUGUUUCAGCUAUUUAUGCUUGGAGCCAGCAUCAUUUGAGGCAAAUGUGAUGCUGCUUAAGACCUUGUAUCUCAGGUUAGAUUCUACAAAUGAACAGCCACAAAAGGCAGAAAGAGGCUUUCGAGCCCAACAACACUGCGAGUGGUGAAUCCAAAGCCUAUAUCUUGGGGCCUAUUCUACCAUCACCACUUUGCUUUAUUUACAGCACUGCUACAGGCAUGUUAGAAUGCUGAUCUGUCUCGCAACCUAGCCCCAGGCUACUUUCAAUUACAGCUUCCCAAGUCACGAUGAAUGUACCACAAAAAUUUGCCGGCUGAUCUGCUGCUAUUUGCUGUUACCUUAGAAUGUGUCUAAUUCUGAUGAUUUCUGCAGAGUCCGGAUUUGUCACAUUGUGCUUAUUUAAAUAAGGUCUCCUGUGCCUGCGAAAAUUCAGCAAAGUGGUCUUUCCUCCACCUUGUGGACGUAUAAGGGCUCGUUCAAAGCAGGCGAGAUCUGCUAUGCCAGCAUCCUAUAUCUAAGUGUAAAUAAGGGGAACUCUCAGCAUGUUCCUUCUUGAAUCUGGGAGCCAGUCAGAUUUCCCAGAAGCAAACUUGUUAAGCUAUCUUCCUGUAUAGAGACUCUUAUCUAAAAUAGCUCUCUCUCUCUGUGUGAAUAUUUAUAUAUGAGAGUGAGAGAUGAAUGUAUGCAAAGCACAGUAUCCAAACCCAAAGAACAACAGCUGAGAAGCUCAGGCAUUGGUGCUUAAGGUAUUAUCUAGCUCUUCACUAUCAAACAUUUGCUCCCUGCUUCUCCUUUUGGAAUGUUCUUUAGCACAAAGCUCCACACAUAUUUGUGUGCAUGUGCAGUUUUGCCUAUGAGGGCCACGGGAACACGAGACAAUUUAAAAAAUGCAGGGCAGAAAAACUUGUUUUCCUCCAAGUCCUUAAUUUAUUCCUCACACAGGCUAUGUUUGGGGUCAGUAAAUAGGCUUGUAUAUCUUGGUGGAAUUUGAAUCUUGGAUGCAGAUAAACUCUGGAUGCAGCCCACCAGGUCUUCCUCAUGAGCCCUGUUGAAAUGAAAUGGGAUCAAGAGCACAUAUUAUUGUUAUUAAAUUUGUGUACCACCCUUCAUCCGAAGAUCAGAGGGCGGUUCGCAGCUUAAAUUCAUUUAACAGAGCUUGCAGAGAGAGGAUUUCGGUGGAUGCUUCCCUCAUUUUACAUCCGGGGCUGUGCGCAUAAAGGUUGUGGGCCAACCCAAUUAACUUAUUGCUGUGUAAUUACUAAAGUGGGGAGUGCCAACAAUGAAAUAGGUACACACAUGACUUUGGAGGAUGAAGGCAAGACUUUGCUUUUAAAAGCACCUCCUCCUCAGUCCAUUGGCAUUUUAGCUAGGAUGAAAGGGCAGUUCGUUCCGCAUGGCAAGUACAUGGUUAUUGGUGGCGGACAGCUGAGGGCACUGCCCUUACAUCUGGGAUUAAAGCUUAAGGACUCCCAGCUAAAUAUAAACAAUGGGGCUUUUUUUCACCCUCUGGGAAAUGUAGAGAAUUUGGCUGUGGGAUCUGUUUUGGGUCAACACCCAUGCUAUACAUUUGAAGGACUCUUUCGUACCACUUUAACAUUCAUGACACCCCACCCAAAGAAAGCUGGAAGCUGUCGGGUCUUGGCAACUGUGUCUCUGUGAAGGGAUUCUGAACAACUCUCAGCACCCUUAACUACAGGAGAAGCCAUGAAGAAGCUGUGACUGUUAAAGUGGUAUAAAUGGGCAUUAAAUAUAUGGUUUGGAUGUCACCUUGGUUGUCUUCUCUGCUAAAUGGGGUCCCUAGCAGCUCCUCCUCCUGUGUGCAGUUGGCAAGCACAGCAUUUUUUCCACUACUCCAUUGCAUCAUUGACUUAAUCGCCUCCCAAAAAAGGUUUGAUCCGCUGGGAUGUUUUCCUGCAAGAGUGGCAUUGAAAUGAACGGGAGAAGAGCCUUUGUGUAUGAAAAAGCCCCAUUGGAUCCUGUACAGAGCCAUACAAUAGGAAUAAGGACCUCUUUGAUUCCACUUUCUAUUAAGUUUGAUUAAAAGACUGCUUCACAUUUCAAUUUUUUCUGCAAAGUUAGUUGUUGUCUUUUAAGAGAAAGAGGAUGAUAAUUUACUUGAUUAGAAUUCGGUUGGCUUUGUUGUAGAUUUGUAAACUGAGGAAGAAACCCCAAAUUUUCCAUUUGUUUUCACUAUGGUCAACCUGAUGGCUGAUGGCCACAUUUUGAACACCAAUUUGGCAACACCCAAGUGACGAAAAAAAUCAAAACUUAAUCUUUAUUGGACACGGGAGCUGGUCUCUUCCCUCCAAUUUGUUCCUUGUCAAUGUUAAUCAUAUGCAAUCUAGGAGAGUUGCUCUUCCUUGCCAACAAACA
This is a messenger RNA of Zootoca vivipara (common lizard), 6933 nucleotides long. RefSeq names its product ubiquitin specific peptidase 13 (gene USP13). Gene Ontology annotation, molecular function: zinc ion binding; protein binding; cysteine-type deubiquitinase activity. The record is from RefSeq and is a predicted model, not a curated record. Gene Ontology annotation, biological process: protein deubiquitination. NCBI's taxonomy places the organism in Eukaryota, Metazoa, Chordata, Lepidosauria, Squamata, Lacertidae.